Messenger RNA from Symbiodinium natans, 9534 nucleotides. Lineage: Eukaryota; Dinophyceae; Suessiales; Symbiodiniaceae. The record is from the annotation of a GenBank genome assembly.
AUGUCACCCCCUCACCCUCUGUGCACCUCAUGCUUCACUGUCAUUGGCGCCAUGGUUCCGAUGGAUUUCUCCGACCCCCCUCCGAAGGCCGCGCCCAAAGCAAAGGCACCCCCGGCAACCGUGCUGCCCACCUCCUUGCCGAGCGAGCUUCUGCGCGGGGUGCCUCUGCACACCUGCCUUGAAGGGCUCGGCAAGCACUGGGCGACCAGCCAUGACGAACACAGCCGGGACUUCGAGUUCAGCCAGGUUGUGCCCAGACUCGAUGAGUUCAUCAGCCACGACUGGGCCACCUCGCGCUGGGCGAAGCUGUGCGCCAUGCUGGUGAUCUACAACUCCCCGGCCGCUUGCGCGGCCGCGGCUGCGGUGGCCCUGCUGUGGUCCAUCUUGGGGAAAUGGCUCAUCGAGCGCUUUACGGAAAGCACGCCCUGGAUGGAGGUGUGGAUCUUCCUCUUCCCCGUGGUCGUGGUCUUCUACCUCUUCCUCUUCGGAUUUCAGUGGCUUCGCGGCUUCUUCUUGCGCCCGAGGAUGAUCUUCUUGGACAAGAUGUGCAUCGCCCAGCGCGACAAGGGCCUGAAGGAGCAGGGCAUCGCGGGGCUCGCUGGCUUUCUUUCCAAGUGCCUCUGUGUCCUUUUGCCUGCGCCGGCCAUGCCUUGGCCCUUGCAGCUUUUCGCAAUCCGUGUUGCUCACGUCUUGCCUCGCCGCAGCGGAAGCAACGCCGCACAGUACUUCAGCAGCAUCGCGAGCCGCCUCCUGGGGCGCCUGGGCCCCUCGGCUGCUGCGGGGGACACUGAGCAGAAGCAGUGUCCUGCGAAGAGCUCGCUACGGGUUCCAGUGGCAACUCCCAAGCUGCUGGGAUGGAGAGGCAUGUAUUGGCUUCUACUUGUGAUGGGCCCAGCGCCAGGAGCUGAAGUUUCGAAUGGGCUUUUCGAGAUGGGUGGCGAUUUGACUGGUCUUGCUUUAUUUACGCCAAGGGUUUCCCCUUCGAUGGCAUUUGAUUUUCCGGGCAGUAUGAUGCAACACUUUGGGAGCGCUGUUGCAGAUGAUGAGGUCGGUGUGCUUGUGCAGGCGCAGUGGUGUAAGCCGUCAGCGCCAUUGACCUCUGCGGAGUCGGCUUCCUACCUCUUCCUCCAUGCCAAGGGGGUAGGGCUCUUGGACUCCCUUUGCAACUUUUGCGAGGUUCCCAUUGUCACCUCAGGAGCCGGGAUUUGCGAGACUUUUGUUACCAGCCGCCCCAGGUGGCGAGCUGGCUUGCUGGGUGUCAGAGUAGGCGAGGCCGCUAAUCCGGGCCCUGCUGCAACAGCUACCGAGCACAAAAGGCGGGAAAGAAAGACGCAGGGAGCUCUGAUCGCCAUCAUUGAGCUUCUCUGCACCAUCUUGAGGCAGUUUGCUGGUGAGGACCCUUCGGUUUCCAUGCAGAUUGCGGGAGUCUCAGCUCUCUUGGCGGUGCUCAAAGAUGACGACGACGAUGCAGACGAUGUGCCGCCCUGUCCCCCAAGGCGCGCUGUGUUUGCUGAGGAGCCGGAGAUACAGACCUAUGAGGCGGAAGGCUCUUUUAAGCCUGUCAGGCGCAAAUCGAAGCCGGCGCCAACUGGGGACGUGCAAGGCCCUGCGCCCCCACCUCAGAAAGGGCGAGGAAAGGGCAAACCUGCAGCUGAUCCGUCCACUUCUCCAUCCGCGGCAGGCACUACCGGCAAGGGCAAGGAUGAUGCAGCUAAGACCAAGGACUCGGCGCUGCCUCUCCUCCGUGCAUGUGACUGGAACUCUGAGAUAGUCGGCUAUCCGGCGGCGUGCACUCGUCUCAACAGCUUGGGGGGCUCCGUGCUGGUCACCGUGAAGGAUGCAGAGCAGGCGGAUGCACUCUCACAGAUGAUGAUGAAUGCCGGUUCAACGUGCUCGGCGCGCAUGCUGUGGCGCGACAAGGACGGGAAGCAUCGGCUACCUGUAGACGUUGGUGGGGUCACAAGGCUUGAGUCUUUCUCAUCCCACGACUACACUACUGCUGGCACCCCUUUGCCUACCUUGAAGCGGGAGCCCACGACUGCCAAGGUGGUCCCGACCGACCCUACCACCACGGUUUUCCGCAUUGUCUUUGCCCGGCCUUUCGUUGACAAGGAGGUGUGGGCAAAGGUCACUUCUACUCCAAAGGCGGCGGUGCAGAAGUGGGGCAAGGCCACGCAGACUAAGGAGACCACUGGGUUCAUCAAGGACGCGUGGGCAUUCGCCCAAGAGUCCCGGUUGGGACAGCCUGCUGUGAUUGGGCUGAUACGCCUGCCCAUCUCUUUGGCUGAGCAGGUGCUCGCAUUGUCGGGCAAAGGUGGAGUGUUCUUGGAACCCACUGGGCGCACUGAUACGGUCAAGUGUGCUGUGCAAUGGCUGGACAAAGCUGAGGAGGAGACUCUGCAGUCCGUGUUGGAGCGUGCGCUUGACAUGGCCCCGCAGUUUGGUGCUUUCCUUGGGAAGCGGCAGAUAGUCAAUGGCACCCCGGCUGCUUGGAGUGACGAGCUCAUCCGCGAGCUUCUCAUCGAGCAAACGGACUUGAAGGAGGUCACUGUUUUGCGAAAGACAAUGCGCAGAGGACGGGCGAACUGGUUGCUGCGAGCACGAAUUGCUGACAAUGCUGACUGCUACCAGCUGUUGGUUAAGGAGGGCGAGCACACUGCCACUUACUGGACUAUGCUGACACGUCCCGGGCCCGUUCGAGAGGCACGGCCUAUCGCCGACCAUCGGGGCUUCUCCUUGAGCAAGGGCCAGCCUGAGAAUGCCAACAAGCCGGAGCCAAAGCCGGGCAAGUCUGAUGGUGAUGGCAACCCUCUCAAGAAAGCCGCGGUUGCAAAGAAGCGCCAGAUCCCGAAUGGUACCACGCUCACCACUGUCGAGGCCGAUGGCAACUGUUUCUUCACUGUCAUCGGCAAGGCGGUUGCUCGUUUGCGCAAGGAGCCGGAGAUGCCGGCAAGUAGAACCAGAGCUGAGAUCUGUGCUCACAUGAGGAAGCACAUCCAGGUGUAUGAAGAGUACUGGGACAAGUGCGACAGUGCUGGACAAGAGCUCGAGUUUUUCGAUGAGUACAUCCAACACAUGGGCCUGAAUGCCAAGUGGGCGGGAAGCCUCGAAGCUUAUGCGGCCUCGAAGGCGUACAAGGUCGCGGUCCUUGUCGUGCCGGCCGCCGCCGACCAGGCCACCGCGAUUUACAACGCGGGGGCGCGCGAUACGAUCGCACUUUGGCAUACCGAGGGCCCUGGGCACUUUGACUGGCUGGCGCCAAGCACUGGGGACGGCCUGCCGCGGGACAUCGCUGAGAAUGCCGAACAGGGUAAGCCAGGACAGGGACCACGCGGGGGAGGACGAGACGACUCCGCCGGGUCCGAGCACACUGUCUUCACCGAUGUCACGGCCUUCACUCGUGUUGGAGCAGCCCAGUCAGGCAGGAAGCGUGGCAGCAGCAGCUCCCAGCCGGGCUCUUUCCCACGCGGGGGCUCAGCUUACGACGUGGACUUCGACGACAAGUCUGAGGCCACGGUCUUCACUCGCCGGGAAGGCGGCACAGAUGUGGCGAACGAGGAUGCGAAGACCGUCUUCACCACCUGCUCUGGCGGGCGACGUGGCAACAGCGCGGCUGACUCUUCGUCUGGCGACAUCCGCAAGUGGCUUCUGGCUGGAAGGCGUGCGGGCUCUGAGGCCGUGACUGGGGCCACAACGAGGGGCACGACCGACAACCUUGACUUCGACGAGGCCGAUUUGGCGGGGUUCCAUGGAGAAAAUGCUGCUGAGCCGGCGCCAACGAGGCGGCGGACCUUGUCGGGCUGGACUUGCCCGGAGUGCUUUUGGAAAACAGGCAAAGUCAAGUGGUGGGUUCAAAAGAAGCAAAGGCACAUCGACAACUUCCACCCGGACCUCAAGGCUGAGCUGAACUUGAGGACCAACCGCGUGUGCUUGGUUCCCUUCAAUCCUGACACCUGCGUUUGGCGCUGCCCGGUUGAGGGAUGUGGGCUGGGCCUGCCGGCCACUGAGGCGGACUCGGACGCUCGACUUCGUGCUCGGCGCUACCACUGGGCCACCGACCAUCCGGACAAGCCCAAGGCGCUCUUUCUGCUCGCCAAGGGCACCAAGGAGGGGGCGAACAAGGCUACUACGGCCAAGCUCUCUGCAGGUGUUGCCAAGCGGCUGCACCAGCUUCGUGCGGGUGAGGCUGGCGACCACGACGUCACCUUCCUCAAGUUGCCGCCUGCGACAAGUGGGGGGAAAACUGCUGGGGGCAAGAAGCGCAAGCAGCGCCGGGCGAUGACUUGGGUUGCGUGCCGGCGGUGCAAGCGACUGGCCAACACUGUGGCAGGCAUUGGGAACAAGCCGUGCAAGCCGCACACUGCGGGGGCUAGACGGCCCGCGUUGAUAGCACGGCUGCGAACUGCGCUGGAGGAGGCUGAGCUUGAUGACGACGUCCAGCGCGAUGUCAAGUACCUGCUCGAGCUCUUCGCUGAGGAUACCGACGCUGGGGGCCCCGUCGCUAAGCACGACCUCAACGCGGUGGCGUGGCCUUUGGGUGGACGCGACUUCGAGAUCCGCUUCGUGUGUGGUGGCUGCGGUGGUGGUUGGAAGCGGCUUCGUGACGCCGAGGACAAAGACUGCUACCCCGCUCGACGCCGCGUCACCACUGGCAAGAUCCGUGCGCUCCGCAAGGUCGUCAAGGAGGGCGGCACCCAGGCGAAGGCUGCGACAAGCAUCCUCGGCAUCCUUGGCGAGACGGACGGGAAUGGCUCGGACCAGGCUGCGACCACCGAGCUCGAGACCAAGCUCACGCAGGAGGGGUUGCAUGCGAUGCGCCAAGCCUUUCGGGCCAAAGGGUGGAAACUCUUACCUGGCCCCUUGGCUGUUGACUCGGCUGGCAAGGCUUCUGGUGGUGUUGCAGUCAUCACUGACUGGCCUGUGGAAGUUCUCGAGGUGCCGGUUGCUGCUGCUUUCCCCACUCGCGUCAUGGCUGUGAAGGCGCACCGCCCUGCUCAGCGGCCUCUCUUGGUCAUUAACGGCUACCUCCCUGCUGCUGAUGACCAGCUCAACCAGCACAUCGCCUCCACCGUGCUUCGCUGGGCCACAACCUCUGGCGAGGACUUCGUUUUCUUGGCGGAUUGGAACCGGACGCCCAACCAGCAGCCUCUGUGCGGUUUCUUGGCGGGUGGCCUUGUGUAUGCCAUGGACCCCGACCCGUUCCUGGAGGGCAAGGGCACGCACAGACUCGAAAACGGCGACUACACUGGCAGGCUCAUCGACUUCGGGCUCUCCUCGACGCGCUUGGCGGUGGACGGUCGAGCGCAGCAUCUCGGCCCGGCUGACCAUGACCUUGUUACCUACGAUGUGCACUUGCUCAGUGGCCGGCGUGGCUGGCGUUGGCAACCUCAGCUUCGGCUUGAUGAGGACAAAAAGAACGUUGACUGGCAGGCGCACUGGCACAGCUUGGACGCUUCCUUUAAGGUGGCCCUUGACGAGAACGACACAGAGACUGCGUGGCGCUUGCUUUCAGGCGCUGCUGAGGCAGCCUUGGCGCAGGACGGUGCGCGGCCCGCUAAGCCCCGCGGGGUCCCCGGCAAGCCGCUGCUCACUGAGGCCCACGCGGGUAAAACCCCUUCUGUGCAGACCCUGCGCGAAAGGAAGCUUCGCAGGGCUGCGCGGCGUGCAAAGGCAGUGUUGGAAGGCAGUGCUCCACCUGAUGGGAGCUCUAAACUCUUGAAGUACCUGCAGCACCUGGCGGACGUGUUCCCGGACCUGGGCCAGGUGGUACAACUUCGUGGCUCUGCGCUCCUUGCUUUCUUGCUUGAAAAGGCGGCGGAAGAGGAGGCAAGGGCAAACCGUGCGCGUCUUGAUAAGUGGGCUACGGAUGUUCAGACGGACCUCCCUAGGCUGGCAAGAUGGGUGAAGGCUUCUGCUGUUGAGAGGCCGACUGCUUUUGAGGACUUUGCGGAGGACCCGGACCCCCAGGCAAAGGCCGAAGCUGCGGCAGUGGUUUGGGGUGACAGGUGGAACAGGCUUCGGCGUCCUGAUGGUGCUGCUCUCCAUCGGCUUCUUGGCGAGCUCGACAUCACGGCUGCGCAGGCCCCUUCCCUUCGCUUGGAGGGCCACGCUUUGCUGCGGCGGGCGAAGGCCACUGCACGUAAGGCUCCUGGUUGCGAUGGCUGGGCGGGUCGGCACUGGCGCCUGCUCUCUGAAGACUUCUUCGACCUGCUGGCUGCUGUGUGGAACGCCGUGCUUGGGGGGGCUCCCAUCCCUCAGGCGUGGACUCAAGUGCGGAUUUGCCUCAUUCCGAAAGGCGAUGGUGGCUCUCGUCCUUUGGCCAUUGCCUCGCUCGCUUGGCGGCUGGGCGCGGCCUGUUUGGUGCAGCAGCUGGGUGAAUGGAUACGGCAAGUUUUCCCCAAGGAGCUCUAUGGCGGCUUGCCCGACCGGAGCGCCGACGAUGUGCAUGCAGAGCUCACGCAGGCGAUGUACGUGCAGCGUGGCGGUGGUCCUUUGGCGGGAUGCAAAGCGGACGUGAGAAGAUGCUUCGACAGCGCCUCUCCGGACCUGGCUCUUCAGUGCUUGCGCCAGAUGGGUGCGCCGGCGCCAUUGCUCGAUGUGAUGGGGAGGUUCUAUGACCAGCAGGAGCGCUGGAUCAUGGUGGACGGGGCCACGUGUCGGCGUCCUCUUCGCGCUUGCGGCUCCCUGCUACAAGGGUGCCCAGUUUCGCCACUCUGUCUCGGCGCCAUGAUGGUGGUCUGGGCGGCGACUGUGCAGAGGGCCAACACCGGCGUGCAGCUGGCCAUCUACAUCGACGACCGCACAAUGUGGGUUCGCAAACGUUGGGGAGCAGCACGUGCUGUUCGUGAUGCCAUGAUGGCGGGCGCCGUGGCCGACGAUGCGCUUGGCUUUACCCUCCACCCCGAGAAACUGGAAAGUUUUGCCACCACUCAGGCUGUGCGCGAAGACCUCCUGGGCCUUGCUGACAUCGUUGGCAUACCUCAGGUCACCUUCACAUUGCUUGGCAUCCCUUACAAUACCACCCGUGCCGCUCCGGUGGCUACUGCUGGCGUGGCGGCGACCUUGAUGGCGCGUUGCAAGCGCAUCCAGAAGUUUGGCGGCAGCCGCAGCCUCCGCUGCGUGCUCCUCAAGAAGCUGGUCAUCCCGCUCUUCAGGUGGGCGGCGCCUUGGCUCAGGUUCUCCAAGAAGCUUUUGGCUACAUGGACGGCGGCUAUCGAACGGGCGGCUUGGGGGGGGGGCAUCCCUCGUGGGCGCUCGCCGGCCCUCGCCUGGCUGACUGUGGUUGGUGUGGAUUUGCUCCCCGCGUACGUCUGUGCCGAGACGGCUGUGCUUCGUGAACAUCGGCGCCUUCACUUGCAACGUCACAGCUCGGAGGCCACCUUCACGGCAGAGGCUUUUAAGGCGGUGGACUGGAAGCGUGGCGACGAUGGCACUUGGACCACCCGCCAUGGGUGCUUUCGCGCAGGGGCCAUCAGUGCGGAGGGGCUGCGCAGACAACUUCGGCUGGCUUGGGCCCGCAAGCUCUUGCUCAAGGACAACAAGACCAAGCAAGAGGGUGGUUUCGUUGGCGACUUUGACCUCGCGCACCACUUGACAACGGGCCGACAUGUCGACGGCUACAAGGCUAGGGUCAUGGCGGGUGCGGCGGCGGACUCUCGCCACUUGGUGGAAAAGGGGGGCACGGCUGCGGACUUUGUCUGCGACUGCGGGAGACGGGGGCCUACGCGCUCCCACCUCACCUUCGAGUGCUCUUCGGCUCCUUGGACAUUGGAACUUCGCUCCGCUUUGGAGCGCCGGCUUCUGCUGCCUUUGGGGCCGUCUGCUCCUCGUUGGGAUAUGGCGGACUACGAGGCGGAUGUCGCCAAGUUGGUGCAGCACUUGGCUGGCUUGGACGCGACGCAGGUCCACUACGUGGCUACAGACGGUGGCUGUGCACUGGCUCGCGGGGCGGAGUUUUGGCAGCGCGCUGCUUGGGGUGUGGCUUUUGAAAAUGGUGAGUUCGGCGGCUUGGUCUUGGGGGCAGAGCAAACGGCGGCAGAAGGCGAACGGGUCGCUGUGUACCUGCUGGCCAUGGCUCUCCUGCAAUGUGGGCGCAGUAUUCGUUUGCUGGUGGACAAUCAAGCAGUUGCUGGGCGUCUUCGGCGCGGCCGCAAGGCGUGUGAGAACGGUGAUCCUUGGGCUCUUUGGCGCGUCAUUGCUGACGCCGUUCACCUGCUGGACGUAGCCUGGGUGCCUUCACACGGCAAGAAGCCUCUGUGGGGGCCGCCGCCAGAUUGGCUUGAUGGUGUGGCGUGCCGUGCGCUCAACGCACGAGCCGAUGCGGCGGCGACCCAGGCAUUGGAUGCUGUGAGAGCUGUGGUGGUGGCUUCAGUGCGUGCGGCAAAGGAAAGGCGGGCUUGGGCGGCUGCUGCCGUGGCCGCUCAGAUGAGGGCUACGCAGCCCUGGCACGUGAAGUUCGUGGAGAAGAUGCGGGUUCUGGCGUUUCGGCGUACUUCACUCCGCCCCGCCUGUGCCGGCCCUUCCUGGGCCUUGCAGCUCUUUGCAAACCGAGUUGCUCACUUUGCCUUGCAGCAGCAGUACUUCAGCCGAUUGUGGUGCUCCUACGAGCUUGGGGCGUUCCUGCACCUGCGGAAAGCUGAUGACGCGAAGCAGAUCCAGAUCAUGCCUGCGUCGAUGGGAGCUUUGAUGGUGGUGGGCAGCAUGCUCAUCAUGGGACAGGCCUUUGCCAACUUCGUCAUCGCCGCGCACAUCGACGCUGCCUGGCAUGAGGGGGCAGAUUGGUUGAGGACAACUUUGAGUGCCUUGGCUUCCUUCCUGGGUGUGUGGUACUACCUGCAACAGGAGCAGGAGAUCAGUGGGCUUUCCGAGCAGCUGGGGAGCUUCAGCAUUCACCAGUCCCAAAACUUCUGCUGCUCAGUCCAGCACCGCAUGCCCGAAACCGGAGAAGAAAUCCUGUGCGACCGGCGCCUCGUGUACGCCACGCUGGCAUCCUGGUACGCCAAUGACUUGUGCCGAGACCCCCUGGAGGCCUUCAACCUCGAAGUCCGGUCGCAAAUCAGGGAGGUCGUCCUGAAGCAGUUCGGCAAGUAUCGCUUCAACGUCCCGCCAUCGUACUUCUUCUACAUGUGGGUCUUCAGCGAGGCCUGCGUGUCUCUGGCCUGGUUCGGCAAGGACCUCCUUGACCCCACAAACUCCUGGUGGCUCCUGGCGGAGCCGCGGGUGGCCGACCCCCUCUGGCGCUUCUCGAUGACCAUCUGGGGUGCCGGCGCCUCCCUGGUCGAAGUCUGCCUUCUGCUCGAGUUCAGCAGGCUCAGCCAGCAGGCCUUCUUCAUCGAGCGCCUCUGGCUGCCCGCCCGGGCGCUCCUGGUGGCAGCACUGGCCAUGGGCGUCAUGCACAUCAUCGAGACGGUCACCCACACUUUGCAUGACUACGCCUUGGAGGUGGCCAUUGCGUACCAGCUGGUCUGCUACGUCCUCUCCAUCAUCGUGAUGCUGUCGCCUUGUGAGGUGCGGUGGCGAAAGGCCCACGUCUAG